UUCCUAGUUAUGUUAUUGGCCUCUUUCGAACAGCAGCUCCCGAGCCGCACUUAAGAAAGAAAAGAAAUGGAAAGAAGAGCAAUUAAAAGAAAAGCCCCAGUCAUGAGCAGCGUACCAAAUAAAAGGCGCUGCCCAAGGAACAGUGGUGUUCCAACAAUGGAAAAGUUGACAUGUUCCGGGCCAUCGACAUUGCUGAUGCUGAUUAUUGGAGCUCAAGAUUCCUACAUGAAAGAAGCUUUAGGCUUAUACCAGUUUAUCAACACAUGCGUGCCAGACACAUUGCUGGCUUCCUUUCAUAUUCUUUAUAUCAAACAUUUACAUAUAAGAGAUCUUCUAAUGUCAAAUUACUUUAUUAAAAUACUUAUGAUAAAGUUAAAUGGAGCAAAGUAUAAUCAUGCCAGAGCCCUUUGGAUUCAACAGCUGGUGGAUUUUAAUAAAUGUGACCGUUUCAGCAAUAUAAAGGACCAUUUCCCAGUCAUUGAUAAACUGGUAUAUGCUAAAGUUGAUUAUCAUCAGGAAACCCCCAGUGACCAUCCCGUAUAUAAAAAAACACUGAGCAAAUUUCGGAUAUUUGGUGACCUGAGGGCUAUGGGUGACCCCAUAUCCGGUCCAGCUCUUAUUCUAGUUCAUCGAGAUGUUUACAAUCCUCGUUAUGGUCCUUGCAUGCAUAAUGUACCACCCUUGGCUGUUGUAGAUGACGACGGAAGGGUGGCAAUAGUUCUGCAUGCUAUAGAUCAGGAUGAUCAGUUGACAGGUUGUUGACUGUUAGUUGUUUAAUUUAAUAGAAAUGAGACAACAAUAGAUAUGUUCUGAAAUUGGAAGUUCAAGAAAUAGAGAUGGAACAAAAGUCUAAAGGAUCAGUGUGCUUUGCAUGUUAAUGUUCUUAAUGUUUAUUUGAGCUUUUGACAGAUUUAUUGUACUGUACAUAGUGUGGGAGAUGACGUUACACAGUGUUACAAGACAACAGUUGUGUUGUGUGUUGUAUUUAUUGUGUCGUGUAUUUAUUGUCAUUUUACUGAUUCUACAAAAUGUAGGUUGUGUAUUUUUGCACUACAUGUCUGAAUCACUGUCACUAUCAGUAAUGUUGCAGUGUAAGCAUGGGGAAAUGCUAUUUCAUUCUACUUCAUACUUGUUUAUGGUGAGACUGAUAAUAAAGCUAUCUAUCUAGAUUACUCAUUAAAAAAUUUAAACUCAUCACAAUAAACAACAGGUACACACCACAUUCAAAUAAUCUAAUAAAUUCUAUUCAUUUUGUGGUUUCAUUUUUUUCUUCUGUGGAAUAUUAGGAUUUACUGAACUAUACAUAGUUCAGGAAACAAUGGUUGACUUGGUUUUUGCUGAGUGUAGUGAAAGGUUUUUGUUGAAUUUAUUAAAUGGUAUGAUCAAAGUACCUCUGUAAGAUAACAGAACCCUCCCAUGCAGUGCAUAGUGAAGACAUCAGAUAACAUCAUAGGACUCUCUCAACCUCCAAUUCAGGACAUCUACCACAAGCGAUGCCUCAAUAAAAAUCACCAGUAGAGUGGUCGACUCCUCACAGCACUCCCAUUAACUCUUCAUCCAGCUGCUAUCAAGCAGAAAGUAACAAUGCACCCAGACCAAAUCCAACAAAUUCCAGAAAAGCUUCUUUCCAUGAGUUGUCAGAACCCUCAGUAUUGAACCACCUCCUAUGCACUUCCCUCAGAAUUAAAACCCUGUCAUCAUACACCAGCCACUUUGAUCACUAGUCAUGUCAUGUACAUUUCUUAUUCAUUACUUUCCAAGAUUUCAAGAUACAUACUCAGGAAUGUCACAAAGCACUUAUACUAGUAUUACCUGUCAUACAGUGACAACACAAUUGUCUCUCUAUUCCAAAGACUAUACAGUACAUAUGAGUAGACAACAUGGCGCUGUUGACUCCCAGUAUAGAGUUCUGAAGCCUAAAUUUGGUUGAAUUGAAAGUGACUGUGGCAGUGCAGGCAUGGCCUAGUCAGUUUGUGAAUGGAGGGCGGGGCCAGGGAAGGUGAGUGGCAAAGUCAAUGCACCUGUGGUUAAUUAAUGUUGUGUCUGUG
This is a messenger RNA of Neoarius graeffei (lesser salmon catfish), 2048 nucleotides long. RefSeq lists its product as uncharacterized. Bases 67 to 762 code for a protein of 231 amino acids. The transcript is spliced from 7 exons. NCBI's taxonomy places the organism in Eukaryota, Metazoa, Chordata, Actinopteri, Siluriformes, Ariidae. The record is from RefSeq and is a predicted model, not a curated record.